Messenger RNA from Pogona vitticeps (central bearded dragon), 1952 nucleotides. RefSeq names its product family with sequence similarity 110 member D (gene FAM110D). The record is from RefSeq and is a predicted model, not a curated record. NCBI's taxonomy places the organism in Eukaryota, Metazoa, Chordata, Lepidosauria, Squamata, Agamidae.
CAGUCUGCAGGCGGUGGUGCUGAGUUCAGUGUGGCUUCCCUUCUCUUUCGCUGGCCAGGAAAAAGCUGUUGCUUGAACGUAACAGCUAGGCUGUCAUCUGUUUGGAAGGACUACAUCUGACCUGUUGGCUGUCAAAGUGGUCUCUGAAAGAGAAACCGCUUCUUUUGGUGGUGUGGAUGGACUUUAACGACAUGUCAUGGAAAGAAUGUUUACAGACCUUCCAAAGGUGUCCAUACUGUGGAUUCUGAAGGACUAGCCAGCAUCUUGAGUGAUAAAACCAGGGAAUCCGAACCUAGUUUAAAACAAGCUUGUUCAGGGGUAACGUUGGCCAACGCUCUUGAGAUCUUAGUGGUUCUUUGAUGGUGUAAAGUCUUUUCCCAUUUAAUGUGACUGCCCUUCUCCAUCAGCCUGGAAAGCCAUACAGUAUUCUGCUACUGAAACCCAAACUGUGGAUAUAAAAUGAGGCCUCUGCCUCCCGGAGAUGGGCCUUCCCCUCUCGGACUGCUCAACCGAGGGCCGGAUUAUCUCCGUAAACAGCUGGAAGGGACCAGCAGAGGACAAACCCCGAGUGCGGUGGAAAGACUGGAAGCUGACAAAGCCAAAUACGUCAAGUCCCAGCAAGUGAUCAACCGUCGCCAGGAACCCGUCUUGCUCUGCCCUGCCCUCCAGGCUUCCCCUUGCUGCAGGAGACCACUGACUCUCCACUACCAUGGUGGCUUCUCCCAAGGCUUGCCUGUAGGCCACGAAGCCCUCGGGCCAAAGAAGACCUUGCCUUCUCCACAGUCGCCCACAGCACGGAGAGGGGGCGGCCGGCGCAUGCUGAGACCGGAUUCGCUGGUCAUCUACCGGCAGAAGUGGGAUUCCUUGGCUGUCAACAAAGAGAACACGAAGGGCUAUGGCCUAGUGAGGCAGUUGUUCCAGAGUCCCCCGAGAGAUGGACAUAGCCAUCCAUCUUCCAGGGAUGCCUCGGGAGAUGGACCAUUUCAAGACACACCAGAGGAGAACUCCAUGGUCUGGGUGCAAGCAGAAAAGGAAGAGACGAGGACUCUGCAUUUGGUUGGCUUGCCAGCCAGCUCCUCGGAAUGUGUUUCGGCACAGGAUCAGAAACCUGGGUCCAGCGCUGAACUGGAUACGGACCCUAUCCCCACCUCCCUGAAUCCUGGUCCAACGGAUUCCAAGAGGCCGCUCGUCCUGAGUUGUUCUCUCCCUCUCUCGGAGAAAGAGCGUUUUUUUAACUACUGUGGCUUGGAUCGCAACCUGGUGGAGGUGCUGGGGGUGGAACAGUUCAAGCCAGGCAGCUGGGAAGCCGGCUCUUCCUGUCUGCUCCUGGGAAGUGUCAGGGCGGCCAGUUCUGAGCACGACCAUCCCUCUCAGAACGACGAGGAGCUUGCUGGUGAAGAGCUGAGCGAGAAGCUGCCCACCUCAGUCUCCGUGAUUGAGAGAAAUGCCCGUGUCAUUAAAUGGCUCUACGGUUGCCAGCAGGCUCAGAAGGCAGUCAAGGAGUCCAUGGUGUGAGCCAAAACAGAGAGAGACCUGGCUUCAAAGGCAGUUCUUAGCACACGGAAGGCCAGGUGGACCAACUCUUGUUUGAGGCUGAUGGCAAUGCUCCCAUGUUGGGGAAAUGAGCAAGGGGGAAAAGGUCUGAUGCCUGUCGCCAGAGAGAUCUUUCAGAGAUGGACCUUCUCUGUAGCAGGGACACUCUCCAAAAGAGUUGGGCAUUGACCCCACCGAGGAAUCGCUCUAGAGCAGAUUGGGUUAGACCCACGAGGACCAAGCCAGGUCGCCAUUUUGGAGGCCAAUUUGUGGUCUGUGACAAAGAAGCAGGCAUUGGUUCUUAGCAAUUCCCACUCAUCGAAGUACCAGAGGCCAGGAAUGGGUUGCUUUGUCCCUCCAGAUGUUUUUGGAUUGCAGUUCCCAUAAUCCCUCCAUAUUGGCUAGGCUGUCUAGACCUU